AUGAUCCAAUACAAUAUAGAAACCGAGCAGCCCGACCCUGCAGCCUCGUCCGAGUCAUCACCCAGGAAGACAGGCAAGCCAUCAAAAUCUCCCAGCGCGCUCUUCCAAACGGGCCUGCAAACCCGACGUGCCGUGCUAGGCGACGAGCACGUUGACCGAACGCUCGCAAACAACGCGAGCGCCUUCUCCAGCCCCAUGCAAGAGAUGGUCACCGAGUGGGCCUGGGGGAAUAUCUGGAACCGACCGGGCCUGGACCGCAAGCAGCGCAGCCUCAUGAAUAUCGGGCUGUUGAUGGCGCUGAAUCGCACGCCGGAACUGGCGAUGCAUAUUCGAGGCGCUAUCAACAACGGUCUGAGCGAGGUGGAGAUCCGCGAGGCUAUUUUGCACUCGACGGUGUACUGCGGUGCGCCGGCGGGGAUGGAGGCGACGAGGACGGCGGAGAGGGUGCUGCAGGAGAUGGCGGAGAAGGGGGAGCUUGAGCGGGUGCUAACUUGA
Aspergillus melleus is the source of this 495-nucleotide messenger RNA. RefSeq lists its product as uncharacterized. NCBI's taxonomy places the organism in Eukaryota, Fungi, Ascomycota, Eurotiomycetes, Eurotiales, Aspergillaceae. The transcript has a single exon. Gene Ontology annotation, molecular function: peroxiredoxin activity. The record is from RefSeq and is a predicted model, not a curated record. The coding region runs from base 1 to 495 and encodes 164 amino acids.